CGUCCUCUUCGACCCUAACGCAAAUGAUGAAAGGAUGGAGCCACGCCAUGAAUAAUUGGCCACUGUUUUAACCAAUCAUUUGCUGCCAUGUGGAUUCUGGCUCCUACCACUCUCAUCUAAUUAUUCCUCUUCUCCUCCACAGCCAUGGCCAUGGCCAUGAAACCGUUUUGACCAACCGCUAUGUCCCCAACAAUACUUCAAUUCAUCAUGAAGCCAUUUCAUCUUCUUCCUUUCUUCGAAUUCUUAUAUUUAAUGCAGGGUUACUUACAGUUUAUACUUUCCUCGACGUGUUGUGUUAUAAUUCCAGUUUUCUCAAGCAAGACAUGGUUGCGAAAAGCGAGAUAUCUGGGCAGAGCUUUAAAGAGAUAAGCAAGGAAAGACUACUACCAAGAAAAGAGUACUCGGAAUUUAACCUCAAUAGCUCAGCUAGCAAUGGAGUUGGGACGAAAUACACGUGUUUUCAGUCAUGCUCUGAUAGAAUCAUCAGAUUUUGUAAUGUUUUGCCUGAUGUCGCCAUCAAGUUCUUUGAAAUGGGUCGUUCAGAUCCUCGAAAAGUGUUUUUCGCCAUGAAGAUGGGGUUCUCACUGACAAUUGCAUCGCUCGUUAUAUUCCUGAAAGAACCUCUAAAAGAAGUCAACCAGUAUGCGAUUUGGGCGAUUCUCACUGUUGUCGUCGUUUUCGAGUUCAGCGUAGGUGCCACACUUAACAAAGGAUUCAAUCGAGCCCUGGGAACAUUUUCUGCCGGAGGACUUGCUCUGGGCAUUGCCGAGCUCUCUAUCUUGGCAGGAGAGUAUGAAGAAGUAUUUAUUAUCGUCAGUAUUUUCAUAGCAGGAUUCUGCACAAGUUAUGCAAAGCUUUACCCCACCAUGAAAUCCUACGAGUAUGGAUUUCGGGUAUUCCUGUUGACAUACUGUAUUGUUUUGGUGUCUGGAAGUACGAGCAGAAAGUUCUUCUUGACAGCAUUUUAUCGAUUAUUGCUGAUUGCUGUUGGGGCUGGCAUAUGUUUGGUUGUAAAUAUAUGUAUAUACCCCAUCUGGGCAGGGGAAGAUUUACACAAGUUGGUGGUUAAAAAUUUCAAGGGCGUGGCUCAAUCUUUGGAAGGAUGCGUUAAUGGGUAUCUGCAAUGUGUCGAAUAUGAGAGGAUCCCUUCAAAAAUUCUUACAUACCAAGCUUCAGAUGACCCACUAUACAGUGGGUACAGAUCAGCUGUACAAUCUACAAGCCAAGAAGAGACUCUGGUAUUAUUCUCUCAGUUUCUCAUACUAGAACUUUCCCCCAUGUCCUUAAGGAAAUGGUAUUGGGUUGAUGUUUGUUUUUUUCAGCUAGACUUUGCCAUAUGGGAGCCACCUCAUGGCCCCUAUAAGUCAUUUAAUUAUCCAUGGAGAUGCUAUGUCAAGGUUAGUGGUGCAUUGAGGCAUUGUGCAUUUAUGGUGAUGGCUAUGCAUGGAUGCAUACUUUCAGAGAUUCAGGCGCCCCCAGAAAAGAGACAAGUUUUUAGCAAUGAACUUCAAAGAGUUGGCAAUGAAGGAGCUAAAGUAUUGCAUGAGCUUGGUGACAAAGUUGAAAGAAUGGAGAAAUUAAGGCCCGUAGACAUACUUGAAGAAGUACAUGAGGCAACAGAAUUGUUGCAAAUGAAGAUAGAUCGAAACUCUUACCUUCUUGUCAACUCAGAAAGUUGGGCAGCUAUUACACAACCUAAAGAAUUUCAAGAAUCUGAUAUCGCUCCUGAAAUCAAAAACGACGAAAAUAAACCUGAUACGUCUAUUGACAUUAAAGAAGAUGGAAGUAAAACGACUCAAUCUAUUAGUGAAAUAUUGAGUGCUCAGAAUACUAUUUCAGGCAUGGAACCUCCCAUUACAGAUUUAUUUUCCUCAGACAGCACGCUCAGAAAGUCAAGGUCCUGGCUGCAUCUACCUUUUAACGGGGGUUUCAUACUCGAUGAACAGGAAUCAAAGGUAUAUGAAAGUGCAAGCUCUUUGUCUCUUGCAACGUUUGCAUCACUCUUGAUUGAGUUUGUUGCUAGGCUUCAGAAUCUUGUGGAAGCAUUUGAAGAGCUUAGUGAGAAAGCAAAUUUCAAGGACCCUGUUGAUCCACUAGAGAUCAAGAAUGUGGUAGGAGUUUGGACCAGAUUUAAAAGAUGUUUUCAGUUGAAAUUUUUUCUUCUCUGGACAACUUUGUCGAAGAUCCUCAAUUCUUCAGAUUCGCAAAAAUGAAUCAA
Molecule: messenger RNA, 2218 nt
Organism: Carica papaya (papaya)
Lineage: Eukaryota; Viridiplantae; Streptophyta; Magnoliopsida; Brassicales; Caricaceae
Product: aluminum-activated malate transporter 4-like
Biological process (GO): malate transport
Source: RefSeq, a predicted model, not a curated record